Molecule: messenger RNA, 2106 nt
Organism: Pieris brassicae (large cabbage white)
Lineage: Eukaryota; Metazoa; Arthropoda; Insecta; Lepidoptera; Pieridae
Gene: Ephrin
Product: ephrin-A4-like
Exons: 1
Coding region: 340-1116 (258 amino acids)
Biological process (GO): axon guidance; ephrin receptor signaling pathway
Cellular component (GO): plasma membrane
Molecular function (GO): ephrin receptor binding
Source: RefSeq, a predicted model, not a curated record
CAGCUCCGUGUCUAUACAAAGAACGCCUCAUUGUAAAAACUCUGUGAUGUAUUGAUUAAUUUCAUCGUUAUUCAAACAUAAAAGGUAUCCCUGUGCGAAAUCGAACGCGUUCCGCCCAUAACAAAAACAGUUUCAGUGAACAUUGUUCGUUUUAGAAGGGGCCACGUCCCGUGAAAUUCCACUUUUAUCGACACAUAGAAUCUUGUGUGCGAGUCGAACAUGGUGGACUGCGGCGCGAGUGAAAUCGUCUGUUGUGUUAUAAAGUCGUGAAUGUAAUAUACUAAAUAUGGAUUGGUGUAUGAGUGUUUAGAUAGUGUUCGUAUAAAGUGUAUUGCAACAAUGGUAUCCUACGGUUACUUCGGGCUGCGCCAGACACCUUGGACGCUCCUUGUUCUAAUUUUCAUCGUCGAAAGCGUCAUGGGGAACUUCGCUAAAUCAUUCUACAUACAUUGGAACACCACAAACAGCAUAUUUAGAAUAGACAACACAGAUCACGUAUUCGACUUAAAUAAAGGAAACGCUCAGUUUGAAUAUGACCAAGUGAACAUAAUAUGUCCUUUCUACACUCCCGGUACGUUUGAGGACGACACGGAAAAAUAUAUUAUCUACAAUGUAAGCAAAGAAGAAUAUGAUACGUGUAGAAUUACAAACCCGAACCCACGAAUCAUAGCGAUAUGCGACAAACCGCACAAAUUAAUGUAUUUUACAAUUACAUUUCGACCGUUUACACCUCAGCCUGGAGGGCUAGAAUUCCUUCCAGGCAAGGACUAUUACUUCAUAUCCACGUCUAGUAAGGACGAUCUACAUCGGCGCAUCGGAGGGAGAUGCCUUAGUCAUAACAUGAAGCUAGUCUUCCGAGUAUGCUGCAAGCCUGAGGAGGGGCAGGCUCCAGCGCCACAGACGCCACCCCCUCCGCCGUUGCCACCCACUUUCCCCCCGACCACUACCACGACGACGACCAUGAAGCCGGUGACGAAAAAGACGCACAAGUAUGACAAAUCUCCAAACGAAGUUGUGAAAAGCGAGGAGCUCUCCUACUCUCGCGGGGCGGCCUUGGCAUCUUCUAUCGCAUUGGCUCUGGCUGCUAUCUUCGUACUGGCGCCGCUGGUCCGGUGAAUGUGUGUUAAAGCGGCCCGGCGACCGCAACGCGAGGCAAAGCCCGACACACAGACUUUGCAUUAUCUGCGACCUGACUCUAUAAUCUAUGCGUGAAUCUGUGGGUGAUUAGUGACUUUCCUAGUAUCCAGUUCCGUGACGUUUUAGUGUAAGCCUAAUGUAAGGCCUAUAAUCGAAGAUCUUAGAAGGUACUGUAGUUGCAUUAAAGGUUCUCGAAUCGUUAGAAAUUAAAUUUUUUAUAUUUUCACUAACGCAAUGAAGGAUAUUUGAUUAAGGAUACAGUUAGGUCAUUUAGGUUUCAAAAGACUUUCCACCUAACGCUUAAUUUAACUAAAUUCGCGGCGAAAUUCGUCGCCAUACUGUGAUUUUUGGUUUUAUUUAGAAUGUAAUUUUCUAUUCUUUGUGAUAUCGAAUAUGUGCAUUUUUUUCUCGACUGAUUUUAAAGCUUUUUUUAUUGAUUUAACGUAAUUUUUUCGUGACUCACGUCAUUCACUCGUUUUGAGUUGGCAUUCAAAUCUUGCCAUAGUCUAAUUACCAUCUUGCAUUCAUCUGUUCUUGAUUUUAUCUGUAUCGGAUCAUCAAUCACAUAAAUACAAAAGAAUUCCACGAAAGAGGUUUUACACCACACGUACCUUUAUGAAUGCUGGCCGAAAAAAAAGAAACAUUCCAAGAUGGCUGUCAAGCCACAGAUAAUAGAUGAUUUCUGAUACAGAUAAUCGUUCUUCAGCACAUCAGUGCCAUUACAAUUAAUAGUAAAAUAGUCAAGUAGUUGAAAUAGUCCGGUUUUCUUUUAGACAUACUCAUUUAGUGGCAGUCUAUAUUUUUAAAUAGCGCUUAAGGUUUUCAAACGUUUGAGUUUCAUAUUGUAUUAUCGGUAAUGCCAAUCAACAUAAUCUACUUAGAAGCCCUGUGUAAUCUACGUAAUUAUGAAGUGGGUGAUAAAUAUAUAUUUAUAUAUAACGUCGACAUCAAGGUAUGUGGUAUGUAUAU